Talaromyces stipitatus ATCC 10500 is the source of this 1308-nucleotide messenger RNA. Its product is annotated as glucan endo-1,3-alpha-glucosidase agn1 precursor, putative. The transcript has 3 exons. Lineage: Eukaryota; Fungi; Ascomycota; Eurotiomycetes; Eurotiales; Trichocomaceae. The record is from RefSeq and is a predicted model, not a curated record. Gene Ontology annotation, molecular function: glucan endo-1,3-alpha-glucosidase activity. Bases 1 to 1308 code for a protein of 435 amino acids. Gene Ontology annotation, biological process: mating projection tip cell wall disassembly.
AUGAAGCGAACCACAUCCCUUUUCCUAUCAGCAGUCGCUGCGACAAGCAGCUUCACGCGCCUAACUACCGCCCAAAAGCUCGCCUUUGCGCACGUCGUCGUCGGCGAUACCGCAGCCCAUACUCAAUCAACCUGGGAAAACGACAUCAAACUCGCCCACGCCGCUGGUUUAGACGCCUUCGCUCUCAACGGCGGGUUUCCCGACAGCAAUGUCCCUAAACAAAUCGCAAACGCAUUCGCAGCCUGCGAAUCACUCGCCAAUGGAUUCAAACUAUUCGUUGCAUUUGAUUAUCUAGGCGGUGGUCAGCCCUGGCCUGCUUCGGAGGUUGUAUCGAUUUUGCAGAAUUAUUCGAGUUCAGAUUGUUAUUUGCAUUAUUCCAAUAGGCCGUUUGUGUCUACUUUUGAGGGGACCGGGAAUAUUGAUGAUUGGGCUCCUGGGGGUGCGGUUCGGGGGGCGGUUGAUGUUUAUUUUGUGCCGGAUUGGACUAGUUUGGGGCCUACGGGGAUCGGGGCGCAUCUCGAUAAUAUUGAUGGAUUCUUCAGCUGGGACAUGUGGCCCAACGGUGCCUCUGAUAUGACUGCCGACCACGACCUUGCAUGGGUCAACGCCAUCGGUUCAGAAAAGACGUACAUGAUGGGUGUUUCUCCAUGGUUCUUCCACAGUGCAAGCGGAGGCACCGACUGGGUCUGGCGUGGUGAUGAUCUCUGGGCCGAUCGGUGGAAUCAAGUCAUGACAGUUGACCCUCAAUUCGUCCAGGUCGUUACAUGGAACGACUGGGGUGAAGCAUCGUACAUCGGACCCUUUGUAACCGACAACGAAGUCCCCAGCGGUUCAUCCGUAUACGUCGACAACAUGCCGCACGAAAGUUUCCGUGACUUCCUCCCUUACUACAUCGCGACUUUCAAAGGUGACAAGUUCGACAUCUCUCGCGACCAAAUGCAAUACUGGUACCGUCUCGCGCCCGCCGCAGGAGGUAGCGAAUGCGGUGUUCUCGGCAACAAUCCUGAUCAGGGUCAAACAGUCGUCGAUGUUAACUCCGUCGUGCAGGACAAGGUCUUUUUCAGCGCUUUGUUGACCUCCCCUGCUACGGUUCAAGUGCAGAUUGGCAAUAAUCCGGCGGUGUCAUAUGAUGGUGUAGCGGGAAUAAAUCAUUGGAAUCAGGAUUUUAACGGCCAGACUGGUGUGGUUAAGUUUAGUGUUGUGAGGAAUGGUGCGACGGUCAAGAGUAAUACUGGGGCGGAGAUUACAGCGUCGACUUCGUUGGCGAAUGGGUGUACCAACUAUAAUACCUGGGUUGGUAGUUUUUAA